This is a messenger RNA of Venustampulla echinocandica, 981 nucleotides long. RefSeq names its product 4'-phosphopantetheinyl transferase. The record is from RefSeq and is a predicted model, not a curated record. NCBI's taxonomy places the organism in Eukaryota, Fungi, Ascomycota, Leotiomycetes, Helotiales, Pleuroascaceae. The transcript has a single exon. Bases 1 to 981 code for a protein of 326 amino acids. Gene Ontology annotation, molecular function: magnesium ion binding; holo-[acyl-carrier-protein] synthase activity. Gene Ontology annotation, cellular component: cytosol.
AUGUGCCAGGCGUCCCGUGCUCUCGCAUUACUCCCACCGUCAGUGCAAGAAAGCGUGCUAAAAUACUACUUCGUUAGAGACGCCAAAAUGAGCCUGGCCUCUCAUAUAUUAAAACAUCUCAUCAUCACAAAAUAUUGUAAUGUUUCCUGGUCACGGAGUACGAUCUCAGCAGCUGCGAAUGGAAAGCCCUGCUUCGCCCCUUCCUCCUCGGACGGCAGCAGUGACCAUCGGGUACGCAUCGAUUUCAAUGUCAGUCACCAAGCUGGGGUUGUCAGCCUUAUUGCUGCUAUUGGAUUUGAGAACCACGUAGAUGUUGGAACGGAUGUGGUGUGUUGGAACGAGAGGCUGAGCAGUAACCACCAACAUAUUGACAAAAGUGGUUUCUUCGAUUGGAUUGAUAUGCAUGGCGAAGUGUUUGCGGAGGAAGAGCUGAAAUGCAUGAGGUUGGCGACGGUCAAUCUCAAGGAUUUGGGGAUUAUCGAUGCCCAAAUCUCGGGUGAUGGAGAGGAUGCACUCUCUAAAUGUCAGUGGAGGAAUAGAAAAAUAAAUCUCAAGGUUACCCGGGAUGAUGGCCGGACGGAAGAAGAUGUGCAGGUCUCCACCAACCCGGUCAUUGAUGCAAAAGUGCGCAACUUUUACGCAAUGUGGUGUCUACGAGAAGCUUAUGUCAAAAUGACCGGAGAAGCGCUGUUGGCGCCGUGGCUAAAAGAUCUCGAGAUCUCGAACCUUCUAGUCCCUGCAGCGAAGGAGGGGGUUCAAGAUCCAGACUCACUACAGGCAGGAGAGAUGUUUCAAAAUUUCCGGAUAUUAUUCAAGGGAAAGCCGGUCACGAAUGUGAAAAUGGAGUUGUCGGCCCUGGGAAUGGGUUACAUGGUGUGUGGAUCCGUGAGGGCGAGCAACCCAACCGAACAGUCCCAGCUGGAAAUGACAGCUUGGGAAUUGCUAGAUCUCGAUCGUGAACUUGAUAGUAUUGGAGUUUGA